Messenger RNA from Ceratotherium simum simum (southern white rhinoceros), 1218 nucleotides. The record is from RefSeq and is a predicted model, not a curated record. NCBI's taxonomy places the organism in Eukaryota, Metazoa, Chordata, Mammalia, Perissodactyla, Rhinocerotidae.
AUGGGGGUGGGGGAUGAUGAAGAAAGGAUUCGGGGCGAAGCCCUUAAUGGAUAUUCAGAUCUGAACUUAGUCUUCUGUUUCCUCAUCGUCGGUGGUGAUUCCACUGAAGCAACUGCCAAACCAAAGAGAAGUUUCUAUGCUGCCAGGGAUUUGUACAAAUACCGACACCAGUACCCACAGAACUUCAAGGAUAUCCGAUAUCAAAAUGACUUGAGCAAUCUUCGUUUUUACAAGAAUAAAAUUCCAUUUAAGCCAGAUGGUGUUCACAUUGAAGAAGUUCUGAGCAAGUGGAAGGGAGACUACGAGAGGCUGGAACACAACCACACCUACAUCCAAUGGCUUUUCCCCCUGAGAGAACAAGGCUUGAACUUUUAUGCUAAAGAGCUAACUACAUAUGAAAUUGAGGAAUUCAAAAAAACAAAAGAAGCAAUUAGAAGAUUCCUCCUGGCUUAUAAAAUGAUGUUAGAAUUUUUUGGAAUGAAACUGACUGAUAAAACUGGAAACGUUGCUCGGGCUGCUAACUGGCAGGAGAGGUUUCAGCAUCUGAAUGAGUCCCAGCACAACUAUUUAAGAAUCACCCGUAUUCUUAAAAGCCUUGGUGAGCUUGGAUAUGAAAGUUUUAAAUCUCCUCUUGUAAAAUUUAUUCUUCAGGAGGCACUUGUGGAAAAUACUAUUCCCAAUAUUAAGCAGAGUGCUCUGGAGUAUUUUGUUUAUACCAUCAGAGACAGAAGAGAAAGGAGGAAGCUCCUGCGGUUCGCCCAGAAGCAUUACAGGCCUUCGGAGAAUUUUAUCUGGGGACCACCCAGGAAGGAGCCCUUGGAGGGAGGCAAAGCCCAGAAACCGGCCGCCCCUCCCGCCUCCGGUCAGAACAGCCAGACCCCUGUGCACAAGAAAUCCAAGGACUCCAGAAAUUCCUCCUCAGCUGUUCAAGUCAAUAGCAAAAUAGCCGAGGAAAAAAAGGUGGCACCUCCAGAGCCUGGAGACGAGACAGACGGGCCCGGCUCAGAGCCCGGCGGUGGGGACGCCCAGCCAGGAAACACAGAGAAGGAUGAGAACCCUGAGAACUCAAGUUCUCCACCAGAAAAAACAGUUAACAAACCUGCAGAGAAGAAGGAGAGUGCAUCUCCCGCCGAAAAAGAUGCAGAAGGUGAAAAUGAUAGCACAGAUUGUGAAAAUCCUGGAAAUACAGGUUCCUGUGAUGCGGUAGCCUUACAGUGA